Molecule: messenger RNA, 2263 nt
Organism: Myotis davidii
Lineage: Eukaryota; Metazoa; Chordata; Mammalia; Chiroptera; Vespertilionidae
Product: transmembrane protein 8A
Exons: 12
Coding region: 1-2145 (714 amino acids)
Cellular component (GO): plasma membrane
Source: RefSeq, a predicted model, not a curated record
AUGACGGGUGCGGUCUGCGGGGACCCAGCUGAGAGGCUGCUGAAAAGAAGGACAUCAGGCUGGUGUCUGAGCAGUUCUCGCAGUCCCCGCAGAAGCUGUCUUUCUACAUGCAUCCGAUGCCUGCCCUGCUGUCCCCCGUCCAGGUACUUCCGCUAUGGCGCCCCUCCCGUCAUCAACCCCCUGGGUACCAGCUUCCCUGCCAACACCUCCGUGCAGCCCUCCUUCCUCAUCAAGAUGCUGCAGAGCAAUGCUUCCAUCAACAUCUCCCACCCGGCGCCUGGGGACUGGUUUGUGGCUGCCCACCUGCCCCCCUCAUCCCAGAAGAUUGAGGUGAAGGGCUUUAUUCCCACCUGUGCCUACAUCUUCCAGCCUGACAUGCUGGUCGUGCGGGUAGUCGAGGUCUCCAUCCUUGAGCCCAACACACCCUUGCCACAGACCCUCCUCUCCCAGCCCAGCUACCUCAAAAUCUUCGUCCCCGAGUUCACCCAGGAGCUGCGGCUGGAGCUGCAGGGCUGUGUGUCCAACGGGAGCUGGGGCUGCCCCGUGCACCUCACCGUGGGCUCAGCUACCCUGCCCAGCAACUUCCAGAAGGUGCUCACCUGCACCGGCCCCGCCCAGACCUGCCGCCUGCUGUUGCCCUCGCCACCCUGGGACCGGUGGUUGCAAGUGACAGCCAAGAGCCUGGCAGGGCCCCAUGUGUUGGUGGCUUUCAGCACUGUAGCUUCUCUCACAGCCUGCAGGCCUUGGAUCGUAAAUUUCCAGCAUCUUCUGCAGAACACUUCAAACCAGAGCCGCAACACAUCUGCUGGUCUGCUGCCCGCGGGGCCUGGCUGGCGGGGCCUGCCGGGGAGCAGCCGUGUGGGCGGCGGCCCCUUCUGCCUCCUGAGCUACCAGGCCGUGCGGGAAGACGUGGAUGUGGUGUCUGUGCACUUCAGGCCCCCGGACAGGGCCUUGGUGCUGGUGCAGUCAGACGUGCCUGCGGUGAUGCGGCUGCAGCUGAGCACAGGCAUGGACAGCGGGGGCUCCCUCACCAUCGCCCUGUGGGCCAACGAGAGUGUGAUGCCCAACAACACCUGGGUGAAGGUCUGCGUGAACGCUGCCUCGCCCUUCCUCAGCUUCAGCGCUGCGCUCAACUGCACCACAGCCUUCUUCCAGGGGUAUCCCCUGUCUCUGAGCACCGUGUCUCGCAAGGCCCACCUUAUCAUUCCCUACCCAGAGACGGACAGCUGGUACCUCUCCCUGCAGCUCGUGUGCCCUCAGAGUCCUGAGGGGUGUGAGGGGGCCUCGGUGCUCGUGGAGGCCGCCUUGUCCUUGGUGCCCUGCUUGAACGACUGCGGGCCAUACGGCCAGUGCCUCCUGCUGCGCAGACACGGCUACCUGUAUGCGGGCUGCAGCUGCAAGGCAGGCUGGCGCGGGUGGAGCUGCACGGACAACAGCACCGCCCAGACCUUGGCCCAGCAGCAGGCAGCCGUGCUCCUGCUCACCCUCAGCAACCUCAUGUUCCUGGCCCCCAUCGCCCUCUCUGUGCACCGCUGCCUCCUGGUGGAGGCCUCCGUCUACGCCUACACCAUGUUCUUCUCUACGUUCUAUCACGCCUGCGACCAGCCGGGGGAGGCCGUGCUGUGCAUCCUGAGCUAUGACACCCUGCAGUACUGCGACUUCCUGGGCUCGGGGGUGUCCAUCUGGACCACCAUCCUCUGCAUGGCGCGGCUGAAGGCCGCCCUGAAAUAUGUUCUGCUUCUCCUGGGCACACUGGUGUUGGCCAUGACCUUGCAGCUGGACCGCAGGGGCGCCUGGAACACGAUGGGGCCUUGUCUCUUUGCCUUCGUGGUCAUGGUCACCAUGUGGGUGUACCGCUGCAGGCACCGGCGGCACUGCUACCCACCCUCCUGGCAGCGCUGGGCCUUCUACCUCCUGCCCGGCAUCUCCAUGGCCGCCGUGGCCAUUGCCAUCUACGCCUCCAUGAUGACCAGCGACAACUAUUACUAUACCCACAGCAUCUGGCACAUGCUGCUGGCGGGGAGCGCAGCCUUCCUGCUGCCCCCACGGGACAAGCAUGCUGAGCCCUGGGCCUGCUCACAGGGCCUCGCCUGCCGCUAUCAGAUCUGUAAGAACUACCGGGAGGAGCUGUACACGGUGACGUGAUGCCGCCAGCUCAGACAUGCACAGCUCUGGUGGCAGCCUCUGCAGCCAGGGGGGCACCACGGGAGAGGGGCCCUGUCCCGAUGGAUUUCCAGCGGAAUAAAAUGGCCCUGCACACCCA